Molecule: messenger RNA, 5041 nt
Organism: Diuraphis noxia (Russian wheat aphid)
Lineage: Eukaryota; Metazoa; Arthropoda; Insecta; Hemiptera; Aphididae
Product: cholesterol transporter ABCA5-like
Biological process (GO): transmembrane transport; lipid transport
Cellular component (GO): membrane; intracellular membrane-bounded organelle
Molecular function (GO): lipid carrier activity; ABC-type transporter activity; ATP binding
Source: RefSeq, a predicted model, not a curated record
ACGUACAUUAAUUAAACGUGUUUAUUGCUCACUUAUCUUAUCUUGACGUUCAGUGCCAAAUCUCCGAAUAAAACGAAUUCAGAGCCAACUUCAGUUGUCCGUGUGGUUUCAAUUGAGUUUCCAAUAUGAAGUUCUCAAUUAAUUUCGAAUGUUGGUACCAAAUAAAAGCGAUGACAAUUAGAAAUAUGCUCAUUAAACGGAGGGAAAUCAAAAAAACAAUGUCUGAAAUCGCGAUUCCAGUGUACACUUUAGGGCUUUUAGUUGCGAUAAAAUUGUUGAUACCCAAUCCUUAUUUUCCACCAGUAACAGUACCUCGAGAAUCUCCAGAUAUGUAUAACUAUUUGUAUGGAAAUAUAACUGUAGCGCCAUCAACUAAACACGUACAGAUUUUUUUAGAAAAAAUGAAUGAAAUUUGGAUGAAACGAGAUGGAGAGAACAUUAAUUUUAGUGUUUAUCAAAACAAAGAAGAUAUAUUUGAAAUACAGCGAAAUAAUCCGGAAAUGGUUUACAUAGCCUUAUUAUUCGACGACGAUCCUAUUAAAAAUCACUCGAUAAGCUAUAAGAUCCKUACAAAUCCGUUUUAUGAUUCAUCGCCAUCACCGUCUAAACUUCAUGGAUCCAGCCAUCAAUGUCGAAAAGUGUCAGCUAAUAAAUUAACGAAAAAGUUUCUCUAUCGACAUCACCAUAAUAACAAUCAGCACGAUGAAGAAAUAACAUGUCCAGCUAUUCAUUACAUAUACUCAGGAUUUCUAGCCCUUCAGACUUUAGUUGAUAUUACUAAGAUUUCUCUGGUCACUAAUUCAUCGAUAACAUUACCAGAUUAUAGUUUUGUACUUUUUCCUAAACCAGCAUAUACAGCAAAUUGGUUAAUGGUAUUUCAUAUGGUUAUACCUCUUUAUGUAGUGAUUGCUUUGUCACAAUUUAUCACAUAUCUUUUAGUACAGUUAGUUGGUGAAAAAGAAAGAAAAAUAAAAGAAGGUAUGGAAAUAAUGGGUCUUAGAGAAUUGGUAUUUUGGUGUUCAUGGUUCAACAUCUACGCAGCUUACGCUAUAGUACUAUCAUUAGCCAUUAUUUUCUUCAGUUUUAUGAUUUCUCCAUUCUUCGAUAAAUCCCGAACGGCUGGAAUACUGGGAAAUUUUGUACUGAAUUUGAUAAGCUUAAUGUAUUUUUUGCAUACUUUUAUCGACCCGUCAAGUAAAAAACUACUGUGGCUAGUAUCUUUAUUAAGUCCAUCUGGUUUUGCAUUAGCUGUUGAUAAAGCUAUGCAAAUGGAUUUGACUGGUGAAGGCCUUCAUUUUAAUAAUAUUUGGGAUGGUCCAGGAAUGUCAUUUGGCGAAAGUUUAGUAAUAAUGGCAUUUGAUACGCUUGUCUACAUGAUUCUAGCAUAUUAUUUUGAGAUGAUUUUGUCAAGCCAAUAUGAACGAAAUCGAUCUCUUUGGGUUUGUUUCAAAACUUCAUUUUGUAGUACCAAACUUCCAGAAUCCAUAGAAUUUGAUGAGAUCGAUAGAUAUUCCGUUGCAAAUCCUGACUUAGAACCUGUACCAGAUUGUAUGAAAGAGUUUAAGGCAAUUCAAAUAACAAACCUCUGCAAGUCUUUCAAUGGAUCAACAAAAAAUGUUAUAAAUGGUAUUAAUAUGACAAUAUACGAAGGAGAAAUAACUGCUAUCUUAGGACACAAUGGUGCUGGAAAAACAACGUUAUUUAAUAUACUGACGGGACUCACUGAACCAACAUCAGGCACAAUAAAAGUAUUUGGUUAUGAUGUUAGAAAUCCAUCUGAUGUGACUAAGAUUAGAAGAAUGAUUGGGGUUUGUCCACAAUAUGAUAUAUUGUUCGAACGGCUUACUCCAAGAGAACAUCUAAAAUUCUUUGCCACUCUUAGAGGACUGACUUCAGAAAAAAUUGAUGAAGAAGUUCAAAGAAUGCUUUUAGAACUUUAUUUAACAGACAAAGCAGAUAAUAUAGCAAAAACUUUAAGUGGAGGACAGAAACGAAAGUUGUCUGUUGGUAUUGCAGUAAUUGGAAAUCCGAAAAUCAUAAUACUCGAUGAACCUACUGCAGGUGUUGAUCCACCAGCAAGAAGACAUUUAUGGUCACUUCUCCAAAAGAGAAGAAAAGGAAAGGUAAUAUUGUUAACAACCCAUUUUAUGGACGAAGCUGACAUCUUAGCUAAUCGUAUAGCUGUUAUAUCAAAAGGUUGUGUAAGAUGUUGUGGUUCAUCUAUAUUCCUUAAAAAUAAAUUUGGUAUUGGAUAUCAUUUAACACUGAUUCUCAAUAACCAAUCAAAGGAAAAUUCCAUACUAAAAAUGAUUAAAGAACAUGUACCAAAUGCAGAACGAGCACGACGCCAUGGCUAUGAAUUAUCUUUUGUACUACCAUAUGACAGUGUGAGUAAAUUCCCGCUUCUGUUUGGACAAAUUGAAACAGAAAUUAAAUCUCCAAAUAAUGACUUGGGUAUUCAAAACUAUGGUGUAUCAAUGACUACGUUAGAAGAAGUAUUUUUGUAUCUUGAACAAGGCGAACAUAAUAAUGCUGAGAAGUUAGCAAUUGAACUGUUAAAAGGGCAGUCGGUAACAGAUUUUAAUAGAGGAUCAAUUGAUACAAUACAUAAUGUGACGGUGAGAUCAAGUAUAAUAUACGAUCCAACUAAUUGGAGUACAAUAAUUGCCCUUUUAAAAAUGCGAACCAAGAGAGUAUUACGAGAUGUUCAUAAGCUAUACGUCAUGAUAUUAUUACCUGUCGUAUUCUUAGCGACUGGAAUUAUCUUGAACAAAUUAAGUCAUGAAAUUCAGCCAAUACGAAGUAUCACUUUAAAUAAUGAUGUCUAUAAAGAAGAAAGUCGGCUAAUCGUAACUUCGGAAGAAUUAUCAAAUUAUUCAACACUAGAUUCAGACAUUUACGCUGGCACAUUUUCUGGAUUAUUAGAUUUGUCUCCUCAUUUAGGAGUCCUGCGAGAGCGGCAAACACAAAAUAUGACUUAUUCAUCAAUAUUAGCACUUACGAUAUAUUAUAAUGACUCAUGUAUACAUUCAUUGCCAAUAAUAUUGAAUUCUAUCACUAGUACUUUACUUGGAGAUCAAAUUGAUAUCAAAACAGAACCGUUUAAAAUGGAAUACAAGCAAAACGAGUACAGCUUUAGUCGUUGUUCAUCUGCAUUCUUCUUAGGCAUAGUAUUUGUUUUAGUUCCUGUGAGUUUAUCUGCUGAUCUAGUUUAUGAUAGAGAGAUUAAAGCCAAAAACCAGCUUCGUAUCAACGGUGUAACUUUUAUGCAAUAUUUCAUUUCAUAUUUUAUUCUUUUAAUUUCAAUGUUACUUGGCAUAUUCUUUAUACUAAUAAUUCUUAUCGCUUUAUUCCAUGUUGAAGGUUUGGAUACUCCUUUCGCAAUAACAACUAUGAUAAUAUUAAUUAUAGCAUAUUGUCCAGCAGCAAUAUUAGCUACUGCGUGUGUAUCAUAUUUUUUUGAAAAAACUGAUUCAGUGCAGUCUAUACUACCAAAUAUAACGUCAUUAAUUGGCGGUGUACCGUUCAUAAUAGUAGCUUCACUAGAUAUGCUGGGUAUUGUUAGUGAUUUAGGAUUUGCUCUUCACGUUCUGUUUUCUUCAACGAAUUUCGUCUACGUUCCUUUUGCCAUAAUUUACUUCAUAAAUAGUGUAUAUCGAGAAAACGAUGAUCAUGCCCCUUUUAUAAAAUAUGUCAAUAAAGAAAUAGUUGCAAUUUUCAUGGGUUGCAUAGGCCAGAUACCAGCAUUAUGGGUAAUUUUAAAAAUAUUAGAUUCUAAAUCAAAAAAUAAAAAAAUUUCAAAAGUUACUAUUGAUACUCAAGAUGAGGGUGACAGUGAUGUAAAAGCUGAACGGGCAAAAGUAGAUAAUAUUGUUAACGAUCAAGUGGAUUGGCCAGUAAUUGUUGUUCAGAAUUUAAAAAAAGAGUUCACAACUCAAAAUAUGAACUCAAGUAUAAAUUGUCUAAUAAAAAAAAAAAGAACAAAUACAAUUAAUGAGAGAAAACUUGCAAUCAGAAAUCUAUCGUUAGCUGUAAAUUCAGGAGAAGUUCUUGGAUUACUAGGUCAUAAUGGUGCUGGAAAAACCACAACUAUGCGUAUUAUCACCAUGGAAGAAAAAGAAUCAACAGGAAAAAUAUUUAUUAAAGGACAUGAUAUUCAAGAAUCUGUAGAUAUUGCAUAUAGAAUGAUUGGAUAUUGUCCUCAACAUGAUGCCUUAUGGAGUUCUUUAACAAUCAGAGAGCAUUUACGGAUAUAUGGUACUAUUCGAGGAAUCUCAAAAGAUCAAAUUAAAAAUAUUGUUGAGAAAUAUAUUGAAGGCCUUCAAAUAACUGAACAUGCAGAUAAACAGGUCAGUUGUUGUUCAGGCGGAACAAAACGAAAAUUAAGUUUUGCUUUAGCAAUGAUUGGAAACCCUAAACUGGUAUUGCUGGAUGAGCCUAGUACUGGUAUGGAUCCAAGGUCAAAGAGAUAUUUAUGGGAUGCUAUAAUUAGCAGUUUUCAAGGAUCCAAAGGUGCAAUAUUAACCACACAUUCUAUGGAAGAGGCAGAUGCGUUGUGUUCUAGAGUUGGAAUAAUGGUUAACGGCCAACUCAGAUGUUUGGGUUCUACUCAAUAUUUAAAAAACCUUUAUGGCGCUGGAUAUACAUUAGAAAUAAAAUUAAAGCCGCAUGGAGACAUGGAUGAUGUUAAAAGUUUUGUCAKAACAUCAUUUCCAAAUGCGAUUCCUGAAGAAGAAUUUGCUGAUCGAUUAGUUUUUGGAGUUCCUCAAUCUACAGUUGAAUCAUUAGCACAUUGUUUUUUAAAUCUUGAAAAUGCAAAAACUAUGUACGACAUUCAAGAGUAUAGCUUCAGCCAAACAACUUUAGAACAAGUAUACUUGAAAUUUGCACAUUAUGAAGAUAAAGAAGUAUUGGAAAACAUUACAGUUUAAAUUGAAUCAUUCAACUGCGCUUUUAUCAAAAUACGUAUAAGUACUUAAGUUUAAAUUUUAACUGUUUAAGUUUUGGAAGUUGUGUCACUGGACGCUCCUUUCUCUCAAGU